Molecule: messenger RNA, 3134 nt
Organism: Triticum aestivum (bread wheat)
Lineage: Eukaryota; Viridiplantae; Streptophyta; Magnoliopsida; Poales; Poaceae
Product: nucleolin
Exons: 14
Coding region: 84-2729 (881 amino acids)
Molecular function (GO): RNA binding
Source: RefSeq, a predicted model, not a curated record
CAACUCCUUGCCCUCCCCUCCCAAAUCUGUCUGUCCCCAACCCUAGCCCCCAACUCCACUCCUUCAUCAGCAAGCCAAGAAGCAUGGCGCCGGCGGCCGGUCGCGGCCGAGGACGAGGACGGGCCCGGGGACGAGGCCGCGGCCGUGGGCGUGGCCGAGCGGCCAAGACCCCGCCGCCUCCCGCCGCAGAACCCGCGCCGGAGGAGGCUCCCGACGCCGCCCAGCAGGAGCAGGAGCAGGAGCACGAGCAGGAGCAGGAGCAGGAGCAGCUCACCCACACCCAAGAUGCCGCCGCCUCUGCCUCUGCCUCUGCUUUUGCCGGGCGAGAGACGAUUGAGAUCUCUGACUCGCCAGACGCAUCCCCUCAGCCCUCCUCGCCAGACAUAUCUAGCUCAACCACAGUCCACCAGCACAUCAAGGACGAGGAGCCAAGCUCAAUCACACUGCUCCACAACAAACCCCAUGAGCUGCUGAGUGAGGCCGACAUGCCGUCUGCGUCUGCGUCUGCUACCAAUAAUGAUGAGCAGCAGCAGCAGGAGAAAAUGGAUACCAAUAAUGAUGAGCAGCAGCAGCAGGAGAAAAUGGAGGUGGAGGCUGGAGAGCCUCAUGAUACGCCCGCAGAGGAACAAGAAGAAGAAGCAGUCCCUACACAAGAAGAACAAGAGGCAGCAACAGACGCAGACAAGCAAACGGUACAGAACGAGGCAGCACAGCCACAGGUGAUAAUAGAGCAGGAGGGUGAAAAAGCCGACGAUGAUGAUGAUGUAGCGGUCAAGACUGAUGUUCCUGCACAUACUCCAGGCGCUGACACACAAAAUGAGCAACACACUCACGCUAUUAACCCACUCCACCAGGGACAAAUGCUUGCUGCAACUCAUGAUGAUAAUUCAGAAAAUAAGCACCCAUUCCACCAACAACAAAUGGAUGCUGAGCAGGAAGAGGAGGACCCUGAAGAGGUCAUUUUCGACGACUCUGUCUCUGUUGGUGAAGGGCAGGCCGCAUCUGAGAUCAAACAAGGAGAGGACGAUGACGGGCAGGCUGCAGCUGAGAGCAAACAGGAAGAGCACCGUGCUAGGGCCGCGGAGGCUGCAGCUGAGGUCAAACAGCAAGAGGAUGAGCGCAAGGUUAUGUCAGACAUGGCCAACAACAGGCAGCGCAAAAAGGAGCUAGAGAUCUUUGUGGGAGGGCUGGACCGUGAAGCCGUCGAGGAGGAUAUUAGGAAGGUGUUUGCGCACGUCGGUGAUGUUGUGGAGGUCCGUCUCCACAAGGAUUUAUCCACCAACAAGAACAAGGGCUUUGCUUUCGUCAGGUUUGCAAACAAACACCAGGUGGCUCGGGCGCUUGCUGAGGUGAAGAAUCCUAUGAUACAUGGCAAACGUUGUGGUGUCGCUGCUAGCGAGGACAACGAUACACUCUUCUUGGGCAAUAUUUGCAAUACGUGGACAAAGGAAGCUAUUAAGAAGAGGCUGCUUGACUAUGGGGUAGAAGGAGUUCAAAGCUUAACUCUUGUUCCUGAUACUCAAAACGAAGGCCAGAGCCGUGGUUUUGCAUUUCUCGAGUUUUCUUGCCACGCGGAUGCGAUGCUUGCAUUCAAAAGGCUGCAGCAACCAGAUGCUCUAUUUGGUCAUCCUGAGAGAACUGCAAAAGUUGCUUUUGCAGAGCCAAUAAAAGAAGCAGAUGCACAAGUUAUGGCUCAGGUCAAAUCAGUUUUUAUUGAUGGGCUUCCACCAUACUGGGAUGAAGAGCGUGUUAAAAACCGAUUCAGAGCUUAUGGUUUGAUAGAACGGGUUGUGCUUGCUCGCAAUAUGCCCAGUGCUAAAAGAAACGAUUUUGGAUUUGUCAACUUCUCGACCCAUGAGGAAGCUCUUGCCUGUAUUGAAGCCACCAACAACACCGAACUGGGUGAUGAUGGAAAAGCAAAGCUAAAAGUAAGGGUUAGACUUUCGAACCCUCUACCUAAAAGUCAGGCUGUGAAAGGUGAAAUGAGUGGCGGGUUUCGAAUUGGACAUCCUGGAUCUGGUUUUAACAGGCCUGGUAGAGGUUUUAAUAGGGGAAGAGCUGCCCCUCGCCGGGAAGGUUUCUAUGGUGAUAGGGGUUUCAAUACUCAUACUCCUGGUCGUGGUGGCAGAUUUAAUUCUGCAUACAGUAACAACAGUUUUGAAGCUUCGCCCUCUGAUUUCCGAGCCAGGCAGGCUCCUCCUGCCUUUCGAGGGGGUAGAUGGGAACCUUCCUCAGGAAGGCAGCAUGAUUUCUUUGAUAGAGGGCAUGGGAGAGGAUAUCAUCAUCCACCUAGAGGGCCAACAUUUGAGCCCGAGGGUGAUUUUGGUAGACCCUUUGGUGAAAACCCAUAUCUCUAUGAAGAUGUUCGGCAUGGUGCCAAGAGGCCAUAUUCUCACAUGGAACCCGGUCCUCCUGGAUACUUUGAGCAUGGUCCUCCUCGUGUGCGCCCUCGCUUUGACCAUUACGAGCAGCCGCCAUUUCCUGGAGGGAACCGUUUUGGUCAUUAUGACCAGCCACCAUUUCCUGGAGGGGACCGCCACAGAGACUCUUUUGGAACGAGGGGCGGUUAUUCACGUGAUCACUAUGGCCCUGGUCCUGGUCAUCCCCCGCCCCCUGCCCAUGCCCAUGCCCAUGCCCCGCCCCCUGCCCCAGCUCAAUAUGGUAGGGGUGCAUUCCGACCACACCAUAGAGGCGGCGGGCAUUCUGGAGGCGGUUAUUACCACCACUAGGUGGUAUCACAACAUCAGGUGGUGCCGUGUGACACUAGUGUUUGGUUUGGUAUGACUAGUGAGAAACAUUAUGCCGCUUAUUAGCUACUAGUACUCGCAAGUCAGUUGGUUGUUAGUUAUCUUUCUAAGUACCGUUCGUUGUCACAGACCAAUAAUUAAUUGUCCUUGUUAAAGGACAUGUUUGGGGUCAUGAAUCUGUUGUGAGGAUAUUGGUGGAUGAUGUUAUGUUAUAUGACUAGGAGUAUGACAUGGACCGACCUCUCUGUAUUUGAUUAGAUAACAUUAUGGAUUAUGGAUUUUAGACAGUUGAUGUGGCUUUGCAGAGAAUUACCUGAGAUUGUUGAUGUUGGUCUUGAGGUCAAAUGGGGAUAUGAAAUUGAUAUGAGGCUGUUGUUUAGUAAGAUA